This is a messenger RNA of Coregonus clupeaformis (lake whitefish), 2091 nucleotides long. RefSeq names its product complement C1q tumor necrosis factor-related protein 4-like. Gene Ontology annotation, molecular function: protein binding. The record is from RefSeq and is a predicted model, not a curated record. The transcript is spliced from 2 exons. NCBI's taxonomy places the organism in Eukaryota, Metazoa, Chordata, Actinopteri, Salmoniformes, Salmonidae. The coding region runs from base 178 to 1314 and encodes 378 amino acids.
AUGCACGGAUCAGAAUGGAACCUGUGGAGCUCCACCUCUUGACUCAUCCCAAUGGACAGACACCAUUGCCCAAUGAGGCAGAGUGAAGCUAGGGGGGUGGACAUCAGCAAAGCAGCACAGUGGUAGGGAUUUUGGAAAAAGGCUGACUAGAGAGAAGGUGACCAGCUGACUACAGGCAUGCACACUCUGUACCAGCACAUGAGAACAGUUGAGGUGGCACCAUGGAGCAAUCCCUGGCGCCUGGCCUGUCUACUGGGCAUUUUCAGCUUCCUGGGGUCGGUCACACCCCUCCAUGUGGCUCCUAUGACGACGGGCCUCCGCUCCGCCUUCUCGGCGACGCGGACCAAUAGCAUCCUGGGAGGCACCCAGAAGGCUGUGACCUUCAACAAGCUCCUGGUCAACACAGGAAGUGAUUUCAACUCAGACACAGGCCACUUCCGCUGCAGAAUCUCUGGGGCCUAUUACUUCUCUUUCACGUUGGGGAAAUAUCCCAAGAAGAUGCUGUCUGUCAUACUGGUGAAGAAUGGGCAGGAGGUGCAGGCUAUAGCCUACGACGAUUACAAACAGAAAGGGAGGAAGGUCCAGAGUCAAAGUGUCAUGAUCAGCCUGAGGGCCAUGGACACAGUGUGGCUGAUGCUGCAGGACAGUCCUCAGUAUGCUCUAUACAGCAACGCUGGCCCUUACAUCACCUUCACUGGUUACCUGGUGUACCCCGACAUCUCCGCCACUGGCUAUCUCAACAACCACCUAUCCCUGCCAGGGCAGCCCUACCCCAACUCCAACUGCCCCCCUCCUGGAGACCACAGGUACGGCUGGAGCGGUAGUGCUGAGGCCCCUGUGGAGCCUCGCUCUGCCUUCUCCGUGGCCAGGACAUCCCCGGUCCUGGGGGAGAAUGGUGGCGGGCACCAGGAGAAGGAGCCUCUGACCUUUGACGUGGAGUACGUCAACAUCGGAGGGCACUUUAACAAGACGUCGGGCCGCUUCACAUGCCGCUACCCUGGGGCCUACUACUUUGCCUUCACGGUGGGGAAGCACCCACGUAGGGCAGUGUCAGUCAAGCUGAUGACGGGCCAUGGCGAGGUGCAGGCCAUGGUGUUUGACGAGGACACGUCCAGGAGGAGGGAGAUGCAGAGCCAGAGUUUGCUGCUGUCGCUGCAUAGGGGGGACAACGUGUGGCUCUACAGCCAGCAGGACGAGCGCUACGCCGUCUACAGCAACCAGGGACGCUACACCACCUUCUCAGGCUUCCUGGUCUACCCAGACGCUGAGCCCACCACCACCACCAGCCAGGACCUUGACAAAACUCACUUCUGAGGGUUCUGAGUUCUUCAAAACACACUGGACCCUCCUUGAAAUGUACAUGGUGCUAUGGUUACAAAAUCAAACUUGUGAAAGUGUGAAUGUCAGUGCUAAGUUACACUAUGCUUCAUAGGCUUUGUGUAGAACCGCUGUAGUCAGCUUCUGGGUGUGGAUGGAACAACAACAGCAGCAAACUCUGAAAAAUGGGGCAGAGAUGUACAUAUAUUAUACACAUCUUAUACACAGAUACACAUUUGUUUGCCCUUCUAUAUUGAUUCCAUAGCCAUUUCCUUCAAAGUAUUAAAUCAUUCUACAAGAUGGAGCUGUGAGUUAACAUUAUCACACAUAAUCAUGUAAUGUUUCUCUUUAUUACCACAUUUUCAGUGGAACAUUUUAUGUUUUGUUUUUGGCUGCGUUUAAACCAAAGUUAUAGGUUAUAUGUUAGUAUAUGAUGCUGGAUCGUCAGGAUUCCUUGGAUACCUCAUGUUUAUUUUCUCUAAUUCACCAAAGGCUAUGGGGUAUAAUAAGUAGAGCUUUCCUAUGUAAUCUUUAUAUAUGCAGACUUGCUUAGUGACAGAAUUAUAUAUCCUUACUGAGCAGAUGUUUUUGCAAAGACUCAGCAAAACUAAUCAUUUAACUUGUGUAGUGAUUGCAUUGAGUAGAGACUACUGUGUAAAUACUGCAUAGUUUUCCUGAAUGCCUGUAUGUAGUUAGAUAACCUGAAUAUGAUGUAGUUAUGAAUGUUUGAUCUAUUCUGAAUGCAUAGUGAAAGAAUAUUAAUUAAAGGAAAAG